Molecule: messenger RNA, 1095 nt
Organism: Talaromyces proteolyticus
Lineage: Eukaryota; Fungi; Ascomycota; Eurotiomycetes; Eurotiales; Trichocomaceae
Product: putative RGS domain protein
Exons: 3
Coding region: 1-1095 (364 amino acids)
Biological process (GO): intracellular protein localization
Cellular component (GO): plasma membrane
Source: RefSeq, a predicted model, not a curated record
AUGGCUUCGACGAUGAGUCUCGAUCUCGAAAAGCGUAAGCGCUUGCCGACGCUUUUUGAGGUGUUGAGUCGCUAUACGCUCGCUCCUGUCGAUCUCUUCUCCUUCUAUAUUUACAUGCGAGACCAGCAGCGGUCUGUUGAUUACUUGGACUUCUGGCUCGAUGUUUCACAGCACAUGUCCCUCUGCCGACAUUAUGUUCGAGAGUUGCGGCGAUCAGUACUUGUGGCGACUCCAGAAGGUGGCAGCAGACCUUCAUCCACGGUUCUAGAAAAUAUCCCAGAUAUUCCGGCGGAAGGAGGCCCAUCUGGCUUUCGCGGUGCUUCAUCCGAGAAAGAUGCGGAUUCCAGACUUUCUGCUUUUUUACGCUCUGAAAAUCCAGCUCAGCCCUCACCGCCUACCAGUAUUUACUCGGAACGACUUCCCUCUGAAGAACGCCCUCCCCGUCCAAGCUUCAUGAAUUCAACACCUGAAACUCGUAACGACUCCUCAAACUCCCCGGGACACACCGUUGCGCGAACAGAUAUUCGGCGAAGUGCAGAAAAAAUUCUAUAUACUUACCUAAUUCCCGAUUCUGAGCGUGAAAUCAUCCUUCCUCAGGAGAUGGUUGCAUCAAUUAUAGAAAUGGUGGAACGAGAUGGUCGUGAUGAUCCAGAAGUAUUUGAUCAAGCCAAAGAUUAUGUCUUUCAGGCAAUGGAGAGAGAUGCCUUCCCUGGCUUCUUGCAGGCGAAGGCACUAGGCAACCUUGUUCCUCUCAGCAUUAUCGCCCGGUUAGCGUUUGGUUUGACCUGCUUCUGGGGUGCUUUUUGGGCUUCCUUCUUCGUGGUCUUGACUGAUAAGCCAAGAUCCACUCGGUGCUGGGUUAUACUUCCAUUUGUAGUGGCAUCUUAUUUCAUCACGACAUACCAAUACAAAAUUGACCCGGUCAUGGCCCUUCUAGGGUUCAGUGAAUACACGUUUAAUAACUGGCAAAGGAUACAAGAGCCAUAUGUGCGCACUCUUCUCAACAAACGCGCCUUGGCAACGUUGGGAUACGCCCUCCUCAUCGCAGCCGCUCUAAGCAUACUAUUCAUCCUGGUACCGGGUACCGUUCUUUGA